UCAUUUUAGCGCGUCCGUGUCGUUUGGAGUGGCGACACGGAACAUGGCGCAUUCCUAGAAGCCGUUUUCGGCAUCUGUAGGCGGCGGCGUGUGGACUAGCAGCGUGGGGCGCGGAAGCAACUAACGCCUCUUCGUGUGGACAGGUGGAAAGGGGGCGGGUCGGGCUAUUCCGGACCGAAUCACACGGCUUCCAUGGAUCUCAACAGUGCCAGCUCUGUAGUCCUUCAGGUCUUAACACAGGCCACCAGUCAGGACACUGCUGUUUUAAAGCCAGCCGAGGAGCAGCUGAAACAGUGGGAGACACAGCCAGGCUUCUACUCAGUCUUGCUGAAUAUUUUUACGAACCACACCCUUGAUAUAAAUGUAAGAUGGCUUGCUGUGCUGUAUUUUAAACAUGGGAUUGAUCGUUACUGGAGACGUGUAGCACCUCAUGCACUCUCAGAAGAGGAAAAGUCAACAUUACGUGCAGGGCUCAUCACCAACUUUAAUGAACCAAUAAACCAGAUUGCAACUCAGAUUGCAGUGCUGAUUGCAAAAGUUGCUCGAUUAGACUGUCCUAGGCAGUGGCCUGAACUGAUUCCCACUCUUGUAGAGUCAGUUAAAGUGCAAGACGAUCUCCGACAGCACAGAGCACUACUGACCUUCUACCAUGUCACCAAGACGCUGGCGUCCAAACGCCUGGCUGCUGACAGAAAACUGUUUUAUGAUUUAGCUUCUGGAAUUUAUAAUUUUGCCUGUUCUCUGUGGAAUCAUCAUACAGACACAUUCCUGCAGCAGGUUUCUUCUGGCAGUGAAGCUGCAGUUCUCAGUUCACUAGAGCGAACACUACUGUCGUUAAAAGUGCUGCGUAAGUUAACUGUGAAUGGAUUUGUGGAACCUCAUAAGAAUAUGGAGGUGAUGGGUUUUUUACAUGGAAUAUUUGAACGUCUAAAACAGUUUCUGGAGUGCAGCAGAAGUCUAGGUACAGACAAUGUGUGUCGAGACAGACUGGAAAAGACCAUCAUUCUUUUUACGAAAGUGCUCUUGGACUUCUUGGAUCAGCACCCCAUUUCAUUCACCCCUCUAAUUCAGAGGUCACUGGAAUUUUCUGUAAGCUAUGUUUUUACUGAAGUUGGUGAAGGCGUUACAUUUGAGCGAUUCAUUGUCCAGUGUAUGAAUCUUAUUAAGAUGAUUGUCAAAAAUUAUGCUUAUAAGCCAUCCAAAAAUUUUGAAGACAGCAGCCCUGAAACACUUGAAGCCCAUAAAAUCAAGAUGGCAUUCUUCACGUAUCCCACGCUGACAGAGAUAUGUCGACGAUUAGUCUCCCAUUAUUUUUUAUUAACUGAAGAAGAACUGGCCAUGUGGGAAGAAGAUCCAGAAGGCUUUACAGUGGAAGAAACAGGAGGAGACUCUUGGAAGUACAGUUUGAGGCCUUGCACUGAAGUAUUAUUUAUAGAUAUAUUCCACGAAUAUAAUCAAACUCUUACUCCUGUACUUCUAGAAAUGAUGCAAACUCUUCAAGGUCCAACCAAUGUAGAAGACAUGAAUGCACUGUUAAUUAAAGAUGCUGUGUAUAAUGCUGUGGGAUUAGCUGCUUUUGAGCUGUUUGACAGUGUUGAUUUUGAUCAGUGGUUUAAAACCCAACUUCUUCCAGAAUUACAAGUUUCUCAUAAUAGGUAUAAGCCUUUGCGACGCAGGGUGAUUUGGCUCAUUGGUCAGUGGAUUUCUGUGAAAUUCAAGUCUGACUUGAGACCCAUGCUGUAUGAAGCAAUCUGUAACUUGCUUCAAGAUCAGGAUUUAGUGGUCCGAAUUGAAACAGCAACAACUCUGAAGUUAACUGUUGAUGAUUUUGAAUUUAGGACAGAUCAAUUUUUACCGUAUUUGGAAACCAUGUUCACACUGCUCUUUCAGUUACUGCAGCAAGUUACAGAGUGUGAUACAAAGAUGCACGUUUUGCACGUCCUUUCCUGUGUGAUUGAAAGAGUCAAUGUACAGAUACGCCCGUACGUAGGGUGCUUGGUACAGUACUUGCCUCUGCUUUGGAAGCAGAGCGAAGAACACAACAUGCUUCGGUGCGCCAUUCUGACAGCGCUUAUCCAUCUCGCUCAGGGAUUAGGAGCAGACAGCAAGAACCUGUACCCUUUCCUGCUCCCCGUUAUCCAGCUGAGUACAGAUGUUUCCCAGCCUCCACAUGUCUAUCUUCUGGAAGAUGGUCUAGAAUUAUGGUUAGUGACAUUGGAAAACAGCCCAUGUGUUACUCCAGAGUUGCUUCGUAUAUUUCAGAACAUGUCACCACUUCUUGAGCUUCCAUCCAGCUGCCUUGCAAACGAACUAAGUUCAGAGAAUCUCCGAACCUGCUUCAAGAUCAUCAAUGGCUAUAUCUUUUUAUCAUCAACAGAAUUUUUACAGACAUAUGCAGUAGGUCUGUGCCAGUCCUUUUGUGAGCUGCUACCAGAGAUCACUACAGAAGGUCAAGUUCAAGUACUGAAGGUUGUGGAAAAUGCCCUUAAAGUGAAUCCAGUAUUAGGCCCACAGAUGUUUCAACCAAUUCUGCCCUAUGUUUUCAGAGGUGUUAUUGAAGGCGAGAGGUAUCCAGUAGUGAUGUCCAUCUAUCUUGCUGUUAUGGGUCGAGUCUUACUACAAAAUGCCAGCUUUUUUUCUUCACUUCUUAAUGAGAUGGGACAUGAGUUUAAUCAGGAGAUGGACCAGCUCUUAGGAAAUGUGAUUGAAAUGUGGGUUGAUCGAUUGGACAAUAUCACACAGCCUGAAAGAAAGAAACUUUCAGCUUUGGCUUUACUUUCUCUUCUGCCUUCUGAAAAUAGUGUUAUUCAAGAUAAAUUCUGUGGAAUUAUAAAUAUCUCAGUGGAGGCCCUUCAUGAUGUCAUGACAGAAGACCCUGAAACAAGAACCUACAAAGAUUGUAUGUUGAUGUCUCAUCACGAGGAACCAAAAGUAACAGAAGAUGAAGAACCCCCCACAGAGCAAGACAAGAGGAAAAAGAUGCUGGCCCUGAAAGACCCUGUGCACACAGUGUCACUACAGCAGUUCAUCUACGAGAAGCUCAAGGCCCAGCAGGAGAUCUUGGGGGAGCAAGGCUUCCAGUCCCUCAUGGAAACAGUGGACACAGAGAUUGUCACCCAGCUGCAGGAGUUUUUGCAAGGAUUCUAAGAGCACGUGUCAUGUGGCCGCCAACCCUUCUGAGAUAAGAUGAGUAACCCCACCUGCCAUCUGUCCAUGAGAGCCUGCUGAAAUGAAGUCAUUUGUGUGUGAAUAGAAAGAAACCAAGACCAUAAAUUUUUUA
Acomys russatus (golden spiny mouse) is the source of this 3280-nucleotide messenger RNA. RefSeq names its product importin 11 (gene Ipo11). The record is from RefSeq and is a predicted model, not a curated record. Gene Ontology annotation, cellular component: nuclear envelope; cytosol. NCBI's taxonomy places the organism in Eukaryota, Metazoa, Chordata, Mammalia, Rodentia, Muridae. The coding region runs from base 193 to 3147 and encodes 984 amino acids. Gene Ontology annotation, biological process: protein import into nucleus. The transcript has 31 exons. Gene Ontology annotation, molecular function: small GTPase binding.